This is a messenger RNA of Prionailurus viverrinus (fishing cat), 1251 nucleotides long. RefSeq names its product tetraspanin 9 (gene TSPAN9). The record is from RefSeq and is a predicted model, not a curated record. Bases 316 to 1098 code for a protein of 260 amino acids. Gene Ontology annotation, cellular component: membrane. Lineage: Eukaryota; Metazoa; Chordata; Mammalia; Carnivora; Felidae. The transcript has 10 exons.
CCGCCCCGCGGCCUCGCCAUUCCUGGGCAGGCCCCGCCCCCCGCCGCGAGCCCCCCGGCCCCGCCCCCCGUUUCCGCUGGCGGCCGCGGCGGCGGCGGCGGUGCGGGAGCGGGAGCGAGCCGGGACCCCACGUUCCCCAAGCGCGGAAUAUCCUGGGAUCUUCUCCCCUCAGUCAGCAGCCAAGGUGCUUGUAGGAAAUUCAAAGAAACAGGGUUGAGGAAAACGUGAAGCCUUGUCUGCAAACCUUGAGAAAGCUGGCAUCACAGCAAGAUAGACCUCAGCAACUCCUUUUGGACAAAGAAUUGGAAAAACUGGAUGGAGGACCUCGGCCUGCUUCAACUGAGAGUUCACUGCUUGCUAGAAUUUAAGAAGUGCAACAUGGCCAGAGGCUGCCUCUGCUGCUUGAAGUACAUGAUGUUCCUCUUCAAUUUGAUAUUCUGGCUCUGUGGCUGUGGGCUGCUCGGAGUGGGCAUUUGGCUAUCCGUGUCCCAAGGCAACUUUGCCACCUUCUCCCCCAGCUUCCCCUCGCUGUCUGCAGCCAACCUGGUCAUCGCCAUAGGCACCAUUGUCAUGGUGACAGGCUUCCUCGGCUGCCUGGGGGCCAUCAAGGAAAACAAGUGCCUCCUACUCAGUUUUUUCAUCGUCCUGUUGAUCAUCCUCCUGGCAGAGUUGAUCUUGCUCAUCCUCUUCUUUGUCUACAUGGACAAGGUAAAUGAGAAUGCCAAGAAGGACCUGAAAGAAGGACUAUUGCUGUACAACACAGAAAACAACGUGGGGCUUAAGAACGCCUGGAACAUCAUCCAGGCUGAGAUGCGCUGCUGUGGCGUCACCGACUACACAGACUGGUACCCAGUGCUGGGGGAGAACACAGUGCCCGACCGCUGCUGCAUGGAGAACUCCCAGGGCUGUGGGCGCAACACCACCACCCCUCUGUGGAGAACGGGCUGCUAUGAAAAGGUGAAGACGUGGUUUGAUGACAAUAAGCAUGUGCUUGGCACGGUGGGGAUGUGCAUCCUUAUCAUGCAGAUUCUGGGCAUGGCCUUCUCCAUGACCCUCUUCCAGCACAUCCACCGGACUGGUAAAAAGUACGAUGCCUGAGCGGGCUGGCGGGGAGCACCCCAGCCCCCACGCAGACACUGUGCCAGGGAAGAAGAUUUGAGCUUUGUGUUGCCUGCCCGUGCUCUCCAGACUGCUGACCCCUGCACCCGACUCCCCCCGCAGCCCACCCUCCCCCAGCCCACCCCGCCUCAG